AUGUCGAAAAUUACAGUCGCCGGAGUGCGCGUGAACGUCCAACAACUUCUCGACUACUCUCUCAAUGAGAAGAAGCGGAACUUCCUCGAGACCGUCGAACUCCAGAUCGGCCUCAAGAACUAUGAUCCCCAGCGUGACAAGCGUUUCUCGGGGACCAUCAAGCUGCCCACCGUUCCCAGACCGAACAUGACAAUCUGCGUCCUGGGUGACCAACACGACAUCGAUCGAGCCAAGCACUUGGGCGUCGACGCCAUGUCGUCGGACGACCUGAAGAAGCUGAACAAGAACAAGAAGCUGAUCAAGAAGCUGGCGCGCAAGUACGACGCCUUCCUCUCCUCGGACUCCUUGAUCAAGCAGAUCCCCCGUCUUUUGGGCCCCGGUCUGUCCAAGGCCGGCAAGUUCCCCACGCCCAUCUCGCACGCCGAGGACCUCUCGGCCAAGAUCGUCGAGGUGAAAUCGACCAUCAAGUUCCAGCUCAAGAAGGUGCUGUGCAUGGGUGUCGCCGUGGGGAACGUGGGCAUGACCGAGGACGAACUCAUCAGCAACAUCAUGCUGGCCAUCAACUACCUGGUCAGCUUGUUGAAGAAAGGGUGGCAGAACGUCGGCAGCUUGACCAUCAAGGCUAGCAUGAGCCCGCCCAAGAGACUCUACUAG
Messenger RNA from Fonsecaea multimorphosa CBS 102226, 654 nucleotides. RefSeq names its product 60S ribosomal protein L10a. The record is from RefSeq and is a predicted model, not a curated record. Lineage: Eukaryota; Fungi; Ascomycota; Eurotiomycetes; Chaetothyriales; Herpotrichiellaceae. The transcript is spliced from 3 exons. Bases 1 to 654 code for a protein of 217 amino acids. Gene Ontology annotation, cellular component: large ribosomal subunit. Gene Ontology annotation, biological process: translation. Gene Ontology annotation, molecular function: RNA binding; structural constituent of ribosome.